Triticum aestivum (bread wheat) is the source of this 1231-nucleotide messenger RNA. Its product is annotated as phosphatidylinositol transfer protein 3. The transcript has 3 exons. Lineage: Eukaryota; Viridiplantae; Streptophyta; Magnoliopsida; Poales; Poaceae. The coding region runs from base 175 to 1125 and encodes 316 amino acids. The record is from RefSeq and is a predicted model, not a curated record.
GUACUUACUAACGCAGCUGGCGAGAGAUCCAUGUUGCGUACGUACGUACGAAUAGAGCUUUGAGACUGCAACAUGGAGCCGUAACUACGACUGCAACAACAAUCCUUUUACUGCCAAUAUAGUACUAUCUUUUACUAGUAGCUUGCAGACUGGGGUCCUAGCUAAGUCUAGGGGAUGGACUCUGCCGAAGAAGAUACACAUGGGACGGACACAUGUGUCCACUUCAGUUCCUGCCGGCAGACAGCGACGGAGCACCUCACUCGCUCACACUCACAUGUCAUCACAGUGAUAACCUUCAUAAUAACUUGCACCGGCACCCCCACACACUUCUCCAGCUAUAAGAACCGGCCGCUCUCUGCCCAACUGACACAGAGCAGAGCAGAUCGAGCGCCACCGUUGCAGGAAAUGGAUUGCGGUACCGACGAACACCAACACGGCCAUGGCGACGCGACGGAGUGGAAGAAGGUGGCGGAGCUGAGGGCCGUCGCCGAGGCGCAGGACCCCGCAGCCAAGGAGGAGGAUGACUUUGCGCUGCGGCGGUUCCUGCGUGCCCGGGACCACAACAUCGGCAAGGCAUCGACGAUGCUCCUCCAGUACCUCACCUGGAAGCGCGUCGCCAAGCCCCGCGGCUCCAUCUCGGACGAUGAGGUGCGCAACGAGAUCGCAAAGGACAGGGUCCGCAUGCAGGGCUUCGACCGCCUCAACCGCCCCAUGGCGUAUCUCUAUGGCGCACGCCAUUUCCCUGCCCAUCAUGACCUUGGCGAGUUCAAGCGCUACGUCGCCUAUGUCCUCGACAAAAUCUGCACUAGGUUGCCAGUGGGGCAGGAGAAGUUUGCGGCGGUGAUAGACAUGAAGGGGUGGGGGUAUGCGAAUUGUGACCUCCGGGGUUACGUGGCGGCAUUGGAAAUCAUGCAGGGCUAUUACCCGGAGCGCCUUGGCCGGGUGUUCCUGAUCCAUGUGCCCUACAUGUUCAUGGCAGCAUGGAAGAUGGUGUACCCGUUCAUCGACGACCGGACCCGGAAGAAGUUUGUGUUUGUCGCCAAUAAGGACCUCAAAUCCACGCUCCAGGGCGCCAUUGACGAGUCCCAGCUCCCCGAGGAGUACGGUUGCAUGUUGAAGCUUUAGGGCUACACCAAUUCACUGUAGUCCAAAUCCAUCUGAUGAUUGGACAAUGGUGAUCACUACCUGACAUACUCAAUUAAGGGUGCAUCAAAACUUCCACCACAGUCAA